GUUAGAGAGAGAAUAGAAGUCUAGAGAGAGAGAGAGAGUGAUUACGGAGAAGAGGCAAUAAUAAUACACGGUGUGGAAUCUUAAGUGGUAGAGAGAGAAAGAGAGGUAGAGAAGGGGAAGAAGAGUCAGAGAGAGAGGGGCAUAAGGCAUAAAAGGGGGAGAAGAGAGAGAGAGAGAUGAGAUCGAUUGCCUUUUCUGUUGUUGUUGUGAUUUUGUUGCAGAGUUUGGGAGCCAUGUCUACGCUUGGAGGCUUGAAGGACGUGACGGGUAGCAAUCAGAACAGUGCUGAGAUCGAAGAGCUUGCUCGAUUCGCUGUUCAGGAGCACAACAAGAAAUCGAAUUCUCUUCUCGAGUUUGCAAGAGUUGUAAAGGCGAAAGAGCAAGUGGUGGCUGGUACUCUGUACCAUCUUACCUUGGAGGCCAUUGACGCUGGGAAGAAUAAGCUCUAUGAGGCUAAGGUCUGGCUGAAGCCAUGGGAGAAUUUCAAGGAGCUCAAAGAAUUCAAUCAUGUUGGUGAUUCCUCUCUUACCAGCUCUGAUCUGGGGGCUAAGAGAGACAACCAUGGUCCAGGAUGGAGAGAGGUGCCGGCUCAGGACCCUGUGGUCCAAGAAGCGGCUGCCCAUGCCGUCAAGACCAUUCAGCAGAGGUCUAACUCUCUUGCUCCCUAUGAGCUGCUGGAGAUACUUCUUGCAAGGGCCGAGGUGAUUGAAGAGAGUGCUAAGUUUGACAUGCUGCUGAAGCUGAAGAGGGGAAACAAGGAGGAAAAAUAUAAAGUAGAAGUGCAUAAGAAUCUUGAGGGAAGCUACCAUUUGAAUCAUAUGCAGCAGCAUCAUUCUGAAUGUGAAACCCAGUAAAAUAAUUUUGUGAUAGUUUUGCAUAAGACUUAAGUUGCUUAUAUAGACUCUUUUACUUGUUCAAGUGAAUAAAUAUAUGUAAAUAAUCUAGUGUGAGAGUUGCAUGUGACAGCCACCAUGUCUGCUACUUAGAAAUCAAUGAUGUGGGUGGAUCAUUUCCAUGCCUUAAUACCUUAUUAGGCAGUGAAUCUUUAUGAGAGCACUCCAGAAUUUAAUGUUGGCUUGUUUGCGUGGGAUU
Molecule: messenger RNA, 1092 nt
Organism: Amborella trichopoda
Lineage: Eukaryota; Viridiplantae; Streptophyta; Magnoliopsida; Amborellales; Amborellaceae
Gene: CYSB
Product: cystatin B
Molecular function (GO): cysteine-type endopeptidase inhibitor activity
Source: RefSeq, a predicted model, not a curated record